AUGAGUUCCGGUCCGUUGUAUCUCGGGUUCGACCUGUCGACCCAACAGCUCAAAGACCUCAGCCCUGAUGCGUCCCCAGCCAUUGUCGUGCAGUCGGACCUGACGGUCGUCUCCGAGGCCAAGGUCGACUUUGACGCCGACUUUGGCAAGCAGUAUGGCCUGCGCAAGGGCGUCCUGACCAACGAGGCCGAGGGUGAGGUCUACGCCCUCGUCGCCAUGUUCCUCGAGGCCAUUGACCUCGUCCUCGAGCGCCUCAAGGCCAAGACCCCGCUGGACCGCAUCAAGGGCAUCAGCGGCUCGUGCCAGCAGCACGGCAGCACCUACUGGGGCAAGGACGCCGAGACGCUGCUGGGCGGCCUGCGGGCGGACAAGCCGCUCGUCGAGCAGCUCAAGCAGGGCUUCUCGCAUCCCUACGCGCCCAACUGGCAGGACCACAGCACGCAGGCGCAGUGCGACAAGUUCGAUGCCAACUUUGAGACGGCGCAGCGCCUGGCCGAGGUCACCGGUAGCGCCGCCCACCACCGCUUCACCGGCACGCAAAUCAUGCGCCUCCGCCAGAAGCUCCCCGAGAUGUACGCCGCCACGUCCCGCAUCUCCCUCGUCUCCUCCUUCCUCGCCUCCGUGCUCCUCGGCUUCGUCGCCCCCAUCGACAUCAGCGACGUCUGCGGCAUGAACCUGUGGGACAUUUCCGCCGGCACCUGGAGCGAGCCCCUGCUCGAGCUCACUGCCGGCAACAAGUCCAAGGUGGCGGACCUGCGCGCGAAGCUGGGCGAGCCGCGCCACGACGGUGGCGGGUCGAUGGGCCCCAUCUCCCCGUACUUUCAAGGACUGCCAGAUCGCCCCUUCACCGGCGACAACCCGGCCACGAUCCUCGCGCUGCCGCUGCGGCCUAUGGACGCCAUCGUCUCGCUCGGCACCUCGUCGACCUUCCUCAUGGUCACGCCCGUCUACAAGCCCGACGCCGCCUACCACUUCUUCAACCACCCGUGCACCCCGGGGCAGUACAUGUUCAUGCUCUGCUACAAGAACGGCGGCCUCGCGCGCGAGAGCGUCCGCGACGCCCUCCCCAAGCCCGAGGGCGGCGACCCCUGGGCCAACUUCAACAAGGCCGUCCUCGACACCCCGCCGCUCGACGUCCGCUCCGAGUCCGACAGGGCCAAGCUGGGCCUGUACUUUGACCUGCCCGAGAUCGUGCCCAACAUCAAGGCCGGCACGUGGCGGUACACGGCGAAGCAGGACGGCAGCGACCUCGCCGAGGCGGCGGCCGCGUGGGACAGGCAGACGGACCCGCGCAUCAUUGUCGAGUCGCAGGCCCUCUCGAUGCGCCUGCGCAGCCAGAACCUCGUGCACAGCCCGCGCGACGGGCUCCCCGCGCAGCCGCGCCGGAUCUAUCUCGUGGGCGGCGGCUCGCUGAACCCGGCCAUCGCGCGCGUCAUGGGCGACGUGCUGGGCGGCGUCGACGGCGUGUACAAGCUCGACGUCGGCGGCAACGCGUGCGCGCUCGGCGGUGCGUACAAGGCUGUGUGGGCGCUCGAGCGGGGCGAGGGCGAGAGCUUCGACGAGCUCAUCGGCAAGCGGUGGAAGGAGGAGGGCGCGAUCCAAAAGGUCGACGACGGGUUCAAGGACGGCGUGUUCCAAAAGUACCAGCCCAUUGUCGGGGCGUUUGAGGAGAUGGAGAAGACGAUUCUCAAGGUGGCCCACAACUAA
Colletotrichum spaethianum is the source of this 1707-nucleotide messenger RNA. RefSeq names its product putative D-xylulose reductase A. The transcript has 4 exons. Bases 1 to 1707 code for a protein of 568 amino acids. Gene Ontology annotation, cellular component: cytosol. Gene Ontology annotation, biological process: xylulose metabolic process. NCBI's taxonomy places the organism in Eukaryota, Fungi, Ascomycota, Sordariomycetes, Glomerellales, Glomerellaceae. The record is from RefSeq and is a predicted model, not a curated record. Gene Ontology annotation, molecular function: D-xylulokinase activity.